Fimicolochytrium jonesii is the source of this 969-nucleotide messenger RNA. Its product is annotated as phosphoribosyltransferase-like protein. The coding region runs from base 22 to 594 and encodes 190 amino acids. The transcript is spliced from 2 exons. Gene Ontology annotation, biological process: hypoxanthine metabolic process; GMP salvage; XMP salvage. The record is from RefSeq and is a predicted model, not a curated record. Lineage: Eukaryota; Fungi; Chytridiomycota; Chytridiomycetes; Spizellomycetales; Powellomycetaceae. Gene Ontology annotation, cellular component: cytoplasm. Gene Ontology annotation, molecular function: hypoxanthine phosphoribosyltransferase activity.
UCACAAUCGUCACAACUCACCAUGUCCAAGAAGCACCACUACUCAUACAAUCACAUCCACACGCUCCUUGCCGGCGCCGUUGCGUCGUUGAAGAGCGUGCCCGACGUCCUGGUCCCAAUCAGCGGAGGCGGUCUCAUCCCCGCGAGAAUUCUGCGCACACUGCUGAAAGCCAAGUUCGGCAAGACCGUGCCGAUUAAAGUGAUUGGCCUCCAGCUUUAUGAUGACGAUACCGAAACGAUCCUCGAAAGUGGAGUGAAGAGGACCCAGUGGCCGCGGGAGCACGAUUGGGACCCGGAGCUCAAGAGCGUUUUGCUGGUGGAUGAGGUUGACGACACGCGGACCACCCUUCAAUACGCAGUAGAGAGCUUGCGCAAAGACUUUGGGCCAGAGGUCAAAAUCAACGUCUUUGUGGUACACGAUAAACAAAAGGAAAAACGAGGAACAUUACCGGCAGACGUGGAGUACAUCGCGGCCCUAAAGGUGGAGGACGUUUGGAUUGCCUACCCGUGGGAUGCUAUCGAUAUUGACGAGCAUCAGAAGAUUGCUGACGAACAAAGAGUGAUCGACGCCGCACUAGUUGCCUCGCCUUGGUAGAAUAGCUAGCUUCAUUUAGCCAUACCUUAGCCAUACCUGGAGCUUUGAUCUAGUACUAUACACAGCACCUGAGGCAGCUGCACCUUCCCCAUGUAAGAGGCAGUUCUUGGCUUUUGCCAACACAAUCGCUUCAUCGAGCUUCAAAAGUCGAACGCUCGCCUGAGGCCAUAGCCGUCAAUUUACGUCAGCAGCUCCGAACUGUCAUUUUGCCCCCCGCUCCUAUACCCGAUUUGCUUCGUCCGGUAGGGAUCUUAACUUUAGCUUAUUCCUGCGCGACGUCCCGUACGUUCGUCGCCGAAUACGCUCCUCACUUCUGUGCUUGGCCUUAUUUUGACACCCGGCUUCUUAAUCCCUUAAAGACUUCAUUUCGCGUGG